Molecule: messenger RNA, 1701 nt
Organism: Hevea brasiliensis (rubber tree)
Lineage: Eukaryota; Viridiplantae; Streptophyta; Magnoliopsida; Malpighiales; Euphorbiaceae
Product: dehydration-responsive element-binding protein 3
Exons: 1
Coding region: 563-1417 (284 amino acids)
Biological process (GO): regulation of DNA-templated transcription
Molecular function (GO): DNA-binding transcription factor activity; DNA binding
Source: RefSeq, a predicted model, not a curated record
AAGAAGAAGAAGAAGAUAAGGGAGAAAUGAACAGUGAAACAGAGGUGAAACUGGUAAAGAUGAAACCAAUGGAGGGUUGCGUGGACAUAGAGAAGGGGACAUUGUACCAUAGGGUCUAGCAGGGUGACCCAUUUCUCUUCUGGGUCCACUCUCUCUCUCUCUCUCUCUUUCUCAAUGCUUAUAAGUGUUGUAUGACUCAUUAGGAAACGAUGGGUACAAAGCCCUCCUUAAUCAAGCUCGACCUCUUCCAAACUUCAUAUGUGUCACUCCCUCCUUCCCUUUUCCUUUAAUUCCUUCAUUUGCCUGCUGCCCAACUACUACUGCUCUACCUCUCCAUCUCUAACUCUCAUCUUCUAGGUACAUGCCUGACAAUCUCCAUCUCUACUUUAACUGCUUAGCUUAACCAGGCCCUUUCAAUUUCUCUACAGAUUACGUGGAUGCUUUCUGUCUUCUGCUUCAAAAUGACAAGCACUAGCUAACAGCUUGAAUAAUCAUUGCUGAUCAUUCACUGAUUCACUAGUAAUUAGCCUUAAAAAACGGAGUGUCCACUAAAGAAAGAAAGAUGACUAAGCAAACUCAAAAUUCAGAGACUGAAAGCAGCUCAAACUCAUCGUCAUCGCCAUCGUCAUCGUCAUCGUCAUCGUCAUCGCCAUCGCCACCCUCACCCUCUUCACCAGGGUCAAACCAUUCAGUCUCCAACCCAAACUCUAACUCUGUCCCAUCAAAACCCCAACAACAACAACUAGACCUACAAGACGGACACUUCCCAACCAAAAAGAUCAAACGCUUGCGGGACUCCAACAAACACCCAGUCUACCGUGGAGUUCGCAUGCGGAACUGGGGCAAAUGGGUCUCUGAAAUUCGCGAGCCCCGCAAGAAAUCCCGCAUUUGGCUCGGUACCUUCCCUACCCCUGAAAUGGCAGCUCGAGCCCAUGACGUUGCUGCCUUAAGCAUCAAGGGCAACUCCACCAUUCUCAACUUUCCCGAGCUCGCCAACUACCUCCCUCGACCUGCAUCACUCGCCCCACGCGACGUGCAAGCCGCCGCAGCCAAGGCAGCCCAAAUGGACAUAUUUGACCAAAAGCUCGACUCAAAAACAUCUUCCUCAAUAUCUUUGGCUUCCACCACUUCUUUAUCCUCGCUGGUAUCGGCGAUGGAUUUAUCUACGGGAUCAGAAGACGAGUUGAGUGAGAUCGUGGAAUUGCCGAGUCUGGAGACGAGUUACGACUCGUCCGGGUUGAAGAACGAUUUUCUGUUGGAUGACUCAGUUGAGGGAUGGGUGUAUCCUCCACCAUGGCUGCAGAGCGGGGAGGAUAGUUACGGUGGUGGGUGUCUGUUCGAUGAGCUAACAGCGGCAGCUGGGGAGGGCUUGAUGCCAAAUAGUAGCUUUGGGCAAGGUUUGUUGUGGGAUUAUUAGCCAUUUUUUUUCAGUUUGUGAAUAAUGUAAUUCUGUGUACGUGUGUGUGCGCGUCUUCUUCUUCUUCUUCCUUUCUUUUUUGUUUUUCUUUUACCUGUAAUCUAAAAAAAGAUUUUAGUCCUUUCUGUUUUUCUUUUAAGGGCUAAAACUCUCUUUGCUUUUUCUUUUUUUUUUUUUGGGUUUUUGUUUGGCACAGUUGUGUUUAUGUGACAUCGUGACCUCUUCAAUCAAUCAAACUGUACAGUGCUGGGAAAUAAACAAAGUGCCAUAAAUUUUUCCUUGGU